UUACAAAAAAGGAGACAUCCGAGGCCGAUUUGCAUUGUCAAGUGAAAGUUACAUCUGACGAGCUAAGUUUCUGGAGUAGUCAUACUGCUCUCCGCAAAUCGCCAUCUGUAAUUUUUUAUGAAAGGAGUAGAAGCUUGAAAACUUAAAGGAUGUUUGUUGCUACUGUAGUGUUGUUAGCUGGAAUUUUCCGCACAGGAUGGAGCCAAUGUCCAGAACCUGACGGAUUUUUUCCACAUGAGAGGCAGUGUGACCGCUACUACCUCUGUCGAGAAGGUGAGAUCAGUGAAGGACUUUGUCCUGAUGGUUUGGCUUUCAAUGAUCAAGUCUCCCAAUUCAAUCCCCGCUGUGAUUACAUUCAGGACGUUGACUGUAGUACGAGACCCGAUCUUCAACCUGCUCAACCAUCUGAUCAUUGUGCCCGCCAAUGGGGUGAUUACCCUCAUGAAACAGAUUGUGGCAAAUUUUGGCGAUGUGUAGAAGGUUUUGCGUACGAAUUUACAUGUCCAGAAGGCUUGGCUUAUAGCCCUAGUAUCAGAACCUGUAACUGGCCGGAUAUGGUUGCCGAAUGUGACAGUGAAGCAUUUCUGGGUUUCCAAUGUCCUGAACCAACUCCCGAGGAAAUUCGACUCUUCGGCAACCCACGCUACCCUCACUCCUCAGAUUGUAAAAAGCUGUUCGUGUGUGUGGUAGACAACAACGAUACCAUUGGUACCAGAAGAGUUCCUCGCUUGUUGAGUUGUGACGAAGGUCUCGUCUUUAACCCUUUCUUGUCUUUGUGUGACAUUCCUGCUAACGUUACUGGAUGCGAAAACUAUUACGAAAACUUCAUUGGAUAAAGGUUCAUACAACUUGUAAUUAUGCAAGAUAUCCUGGAAGAUGCUGGUUAGAUGCAACGUUAAACACAAUAUAUAUGUACGUGAAUUUCCUGAAAAAAAAAUUUUCU
Messenger RNA from Limulus polyphemus (Atlantic horseshoe crab), 943 nucleotides. RefSeq names its product protein obstructor-E-like. Gene Ontology annotation, cellular component: extracellular region. The coding region runs from base 150 to 836 and encodes 228 amino acids. The record is from RefSeq and is a predicted model, not a curated record. NCBI's taxonomy places the organism in Eukaryota, Metazoa, Arthropoda, Merostomata, Xiphosura, Limulidae. Gene Ontology annotation, molecular function: chitin binding. The transcript has 5 exons.